Aspergillus fumigatus Af293 is the source of this 420-nucleotide messenger RNA. Its product is annotated as putative ABC multidrug transporter. Lineage: Eukaryota; Fungi; Ascomycota; Eurotiomycetes; Eurotiales; Aspergillaceae. The record is from RefSeq and is a predicted model, not a curated record. Gene Ontology annotation, molecular function: ATP hydrolysis activity; ATPase-coupled transmembrane transporter activity; ATP binding.
AUGGUGCGAUGCUGCAAGAACGCAAACAUCUACGAUUUCAUCGUCAGUCUGCCAAACGGUUUUGAUACUCUCGUGGGUAGUAAGGGCAACAUGCUAUCAGGUGGGCAGAAACAACGUCUUGCAAUAGCUCGAGCCUUGCUCCGCAACCCUAGAAUCCUUUUGCUGGACGAGGCCACUUCCGCUCUCGAUUUAGAGUCUGAAAAGCUCGUGCAAGCUGCUCUGGAUACCGCCGCUCACGGCCGCACGACGAUUGCCGUGGCACAUCGUCUCAGUACGGUGCAAAAGGCGGGCAUGAUCUGUGUCUUCAACCAUGGCCGAAUAAUCGAGUCUGGCACUCAUUCGGAGCUGAUGCAGAAGCGGUCGGCAUACUUUAGCUUGUCAGCUUCCAGACUUUGGGCGGAAUGGAUACUAUCAGAUUGA